Molecule: messenger RNA, 795 nt
Organism: Canariomyces notabilis
Lineage: Eukaryota; Fungi; Ascomycota; Sordariomycetes; Sordariales; Chaetomiaceae
Exons: 3
Coding region: 25-504 (159 amino acids)
Biological process (GO): mitochondrion organization
Cellular component (GO): nucleus; mitochondrion
Source: RefSeq, a predicted model, not a curated record
ACGACAACUCCCACAUUCCACACAAUGCCUCGCCAGUCAAGAGGAUCAACCGCUCGGGCUCCCGCCCGCCCUACCGUCCCCGCCCGCGCGCCCGCUCCUCCCACCCAGCAGCAGCAGACCCGGCCGGCAACGACAUACGCCCCUCCAGCUGCCGCUGCUCCCUCGGCGGUCGCCCCUCAGGCCCCGACUGCCUCCCAGGGCCCGGGCCUUCUAGGCCAGAUGGCCAGCACAGCGGCCGGCGUCGCGAUCGGCUCCUCCAUCGGCCACGUGGUCGGCAACGGCAUCAGCAGCAUCUUUGGUGGCGGCAGCAGCAGCGAGCCGGCGCAGUCGACCCAGGCGCAGGCCGCGCCCCAGACCUCCAAUAACAGCACCUGGGGCAACAACUGCGCGGGCGCGACGGAGCAGUUCACCAAGUGCAUGGACGAGCAUGGCGGCAACAUGUCCAUCUGCGGUUGGUAUCUGGAGCAGCUGAAAGCCUGCCAGGCUGCGGCUAGCCACUACUGAGCCCUGACAUUGACACUGUCGGAGUUUGAAUGGAUGGCUCGGGGAAAGGGUGACGGACUGGAGGUGUAUCUACGCAGGGAAGGACAAUAGACAGACACGUCAAGCAUUAGCCGGGGGUUGAGGGUGGUAUUUUGGCCCUGAAAUAAGUGUAUUGUACAAAUACAACUGAGCGAGACAAGCAUUCCACUCAGCUGGACUCUUGCUGGCCCUUCGCGGGAGGGGGUGAACAGCCCCGCACAUCGGUAAUCAAGAUUACAUCUACUCUUCAUCACCAUCAUCGGGAUUAGACUG